Molecule: messenger RNA, 1224 nt
Organism: Triplophysa dalaica
Lineage: Eukaryota; Metazoa; Chordata; Actinopteri; Cypriniformes; Nemacheilidae
Product: zgc:153031
Exons: 6
Coding region: 149-733 (194 amino acids)
Biological process (GO): folic acid metabolic process; glycine biosynthetic process; dihydrofolate metabolic process
Cellular component (GO): mitochondrion
Molecular function (GO): NADP binding; dihydrofolate reductase activity
Source: RefSeq, a predicted model, not a curated record
GCAGAUGUUAUGAGAAACCCCUGCCUUGAGCUAGCAUCGGAUAAAUAUUGAGAAUGAUAACGAAGUGGAGGGACCAUUACACCCUGAAAGGCGUUGGUUUACUGUACAUUAGUAUUUAGUUCAAAUGUUAUUAGUGAACUUGUAAAAUAUGGACAAAAGUGAGGAGAAGAUGCGAAAACCCAUCCGGCUAAUCGCGGCUGCAUGCAGAAAUAUGGGCAUAGGAAAGAACGGGCAGCUUCCAUGGAGUCUCCCGAAAGAAUUUCAGUUCUUUCUGGAUACAGUUACAGCUGUAUCAACACCUGAUAGGAAGAACCUGGUUAUCUGGGGACGAGGCUCUUGGUUCUCCUGUCCUGCUGGGGUCCUUCCUUUUGCCAAUUGUCUCAAUGUGGUAUUGAGCAGAACACUAUCUGCAGUGCCAACACAUGCCCACUAUCUGUGUAAAGAUUUUGGGUCAGUAAUUCGCCUCGUCUCUGAACCUCCUCUGUGUCACAUUGUGGAGACCAUCUGGGUUUUAGGAGGUCCAGCAGUGUAUAAGGAAAGUCUUGAGCAUCCGUGGUGCGAUUUCAUUUAUCUCACUGACAUCAUGGCCGACUUUGACUGUGACGUCUUUUUCCCAAAGUUUGACCGCAACGUUUUUAGGAAACAAAAGGGUUUUCCUGGAGUACCAGAUGAAAUUCAUGAAGAAAAGGGCAUCAGAUUUCAAUUUCAAGUCUUCAAGAAGGAAGCCUUAUAAGACUUAAGCAGUAACAAAAUGGUUAACAAUUUAUCAAACAUGACUGAUGAAAUAGAUGUUUACACAAUCUAGGUUUUUAUCAGUUUUAAUGCAGUCGACAUUAUCUCUCCGUAACCUAGCAAUAUUGCACAGAGAACACUUAAGACACUUAACUAACAGAUGAACACCACUUCACUCACAAUGACAUAUGCAAGUGUUUCUGACCACUCACCAGAUUCACUUUUACUCAUAUCACCAUGGUGACCACUCAAACCAGAUCAGGGGGAUGGGACACCGUCGGUCACAAAUUAAUUGCCUAUACAUACCAUCUGCUCAGGAAUGAACUGAAGUCAGUAUUUUUAUUUAUACCAAACAUUCUACAAUGCAAUGACACAUUUGUAGGUCUUGGUGAUGUGUAUGUAUUUCCUUUCAUUUCUUCAUUCUGUUCAUGCUGGACACUACUGUGUUUUUUUGUGAAAUGUGGUGCUAAAUUAAAGUUCAAUUCUACUCCA